Bursaphelenchus xylophilus (pine wood nematode) is the source of this 634-nucleotide messenger RNA. The record is from the annotation of a GenBank genome assembly. NCBI's taxonomy places the organism in Eukaryota, Metazoa, Nematoda, Chromadorea, Rhabditida, Aphelenchoididae.
AUGAAACUUCUUUCCUUUUUGGUUUUGUCGGUACUUGUACUGGAAGUUUACUGUGCCAAAGAUGAUUGCGAAGGUAAGUGUGGUUUUGUUUUUUUUCACAGUCAAUGUUCUUACAGUUUGUACCAAGGUCCUGACUGAUAUAUUGGACAAAGUUCCAACAGACAAAAAAUCAAAUCCGGAUGUUAUCGACAAAAUUGCUCGAUCUCACUGUAAAGGUCUCAAAGCCAAGGAACAUAAAUUGGUAAGAUGUUUUCUAUCGUUAUGGUCUAUGUUUAGGAGGUAAAGGUGUGUAACAUCGGAAUUCUCAACAUAUCCUUUUCAGUGCUUUUAUAUCGGAGCUCUCCCUGACUCAGCUACCUCUAUUAUGGGUGAAGUAACCAAACCUCUUUCUUGGGGGAUGCCUCCGGCCAAGAUUUGUGCAGAGAAGUUGCAGAAAAUGGAUUCCCAGAUUUGUGAACUAAAAUUUGACAAAAGUAUCGACUGGAAAAGUGUUGACCUGAAGAAAUUGAGAGUAAAAGAACUAAAGAAAAUUCUGGAGAACUGGGGCGAAACUUGUAAAGGAUGCACUGAGAAGACGGAGUUCAUCAAAAGGAUCGAGGAACUUAAACCCAAAUAUGUCAAAGAGGAACUAUAG